AUGCAGCCUCCACAGAGAACUCCGAGCCUCAGACCUUCCAAGCAGAGGAAGAGCUCAGCAACCAGACAAGAGGAACUUGCUGGAAUCCAGACAAAGCUCCCAAACAAGAUCCCAGUGAUUGUGCAGUGUUACCCCAGAGAGAAGGUCCAGCCCCUGCUGGACAAAUCCAAGUUCCUGGUCCCACAGGAGCUGACCGUGACCCAGUUCCUCAGCAUCAUGCAGAUCCACAUGGUUCUCAGGGCCCCUGGAGCCUUUUACUUGCUGGUGAACCACAAGACCCUGGUGAGCAUGAGUGUGACCAUGGCAGAUAUCCACAGGGACCACAAGGACGAGGACGGCUUCGUGUGCCUGUCCUGCACCUCCCAGGAGAUGUUUGGCUGCAACCAGCAGCCCCAGUGAUGGAACAGCCUCAGGGACAGACCGUGCAAUCCUCUCUAG
Molecule: messenger RNA, 438 nt
Organism: Cynocephalus volans (Philippine flying lemur)
Lineage: Eukaryota; Metazoa; Chordata; Mammalia; Dermoptera; Cynocephalidae
Product: microtubule-associated proteins 1A/1B light chain 3C-like
Biological process (GO): autophagosome maturation; autophagy of mitochondrion; autophagosome assembly
Cellular component (GO): cytosol; autophagosome membrane; autophagosome
Molecular function (GO): ubiquitin protein ligase binding
Source: RefSeq, a predicted model, not a curated record